Cynara cardunculus var. scolymus (artichoke) is the source of this 4596-nucleotide messenger RNA. RefSeq names its product ABC transporter C family member 3-like. Gene Ontology annotation, biological process: transmembrane transport. Bases 32 to 4537 code for a protein of 1501 amino acids. The record is from RefSeq and is a predicted model, not a curated record. NCBI's taxonomy places the organism in Eukaryota, Viridiplantae, Streptophyta, Magnoliopsida, Asterales, Asteraceae. Gene Ontology annotation, cellular component: plant-type vacuole; vacuolar membrane. The transcript is spliced from 9 exons. Gene Ontology annotation, molecular function: ABC-type transporter activity; ATP binding; ATP hydrolysis activity.
AACAAAUAGCACACAUUUGCAACACAAAACCAUGAACAAUCAUAACAAUGGUUCGAGUUUUGGUAUGUCUUACGAUUCUGUGAUGAACCAAUUCUGGAUGAACCCAAUUUUCUUACAUGGUUUUGUUGCUUCCAUACAAUUUGUGUUCUUGCUUCUCAUAUUGAUUUCUUGGCUAUGUAGAAGAUUCAAGAUUGAUCCAAUUGUGGUUUCAAAACAGGGUUUUGGGUAUUCGUUAUACAAACAAACUCUGUUUUCAUGUCUUGUUCUUUCACUCUUCAAUCUUGUUUUGUGUUUCUUGAAUAAUUUCUAUUGGUACAGAAAUGGCUGGACCGAUGAAAAGAUUGUGACCCUUUUGURUGCUGUUCUUGGAACACUUACUUGGGUUCUUGUUUCUGUUUAUCUUCACACACUUGAUUCGAAUUCGUCGACUUUGAAGUACCCAUUGGUCUUAAGGAUUUGGUGGGUGUUUUUCUUUUCGGUUUCUUGUUACUCCCUUAUGGUGGAUUAUKUUUACUACAAAAAGACCCAUGAUUCACUUUCUAUGUUCUUUGUGUCUGAUUCUGUGUCUAGUUUCAUGGGUUUGUUUCUUUGUUUUGUGGGGUUAUUCCAUAAGACCCAUGAAGAAGCUCGGAAUCAUAAUCUUGAAGAACCCCUUUUGAAUUCUAGUGGGUCUAGAGCUAGGGGUGAGAUAGCAUCAACUUAUGAAAAUGCAAGUUUCUUUAGCUUGCUGACAUUUUCUUGGAUGAGUUCUGUAAUUGCAAAAGGGAACAAAAAGCCAUUAGAUCUUGAGGAUGUGCCGCAGCUCGCGGAUAUCGAUAGCGUGAGAGGAGUUUUUCCCGUUUUGAGAGAGAAAGUUGAGUCMUUUAGUAAUGAGAACAAUCAAAUMACUACUUUCGGGCUCACGAAAGCUUUGUUCUACAUCGUGUGGAAGGAAGUGGUGAUCACAGGAUUUCUGGGGUUGGCAUCUUCGUUAUGUGGUUUUGUUGGUCCAUACCUCAUAGACGCGUUUGUUCAGUAYUUGAACGGUCGCAGAGAUUUUGAUAACCAAGGUCUUGUUUUGGUGGCUGCAUUCACCAUUUCGAAAAUUGUUGGGUGUUUCACWMAAAGACAUUGGUAUUUUAAGCUCCAACAAGCGGGGAUUAGAGCCAGGUCUGCUAUCGUUGCUAUGAUUUACCAGAAGGGUUUAACCAUUUCCGGCCAGUCGAAGCUAGGGAACUCGAGUGGUGAGAUCAUUAACUUCAUGGCCGUUGAUGCUGAAAGAGUUGRMGAUUAUGCUUGGUAUAUGCAUGAUUUUUGGCUCGUGUUUGUCCAAGUAGGCGUGGCGUUAGCACUUCUAUAUCGGAAUCUUGGGCUUGCAGCAGUUGCUUCGUUAGUCGCUACGAUUUUGGUUUUGUUAGCCAAUCUUCCACUUGGGAAUUUACAAGAAAAGCUUCAAGAUGACUUGAUGAAAUCUAAGGAUAAAAGGAUGAAAGCAACAUCCGAAAUCUUGAGAAACAUGAGGAUUCUUAAGCUGCAGGGUUGGGAGAUGAAGUUUUUGUYGAAAAUUAUCAAGCUCCGCGAUGAAGAGGAAGGUGCACUGAAAAAAUWCAUGUACACCUUGUCCAUGACCUCUUUUUUGUUCUGGGGUGCCCCGAUUGUUGUGGCCGUGGUCACUUUCGCUACAUGUUUGUUUGCCGGCAUCCCUCUUGAAUCAGGAAAGGUACUUUCCGCACUGGCAACGUUUAAAAUACUUCAAGAGCCGAUUUACAAUCUUCCAGACUCGAUAUCAGUGUUUUUCCAAACAAAAGUCUCACUUGAGCGCAUAGCCACAUUCCUUCGUCUCAACGACAUAGAUUCUAAUGCUAUAGAUAAGGUUCCACGAGGUGGCUCUGAUACGGCUAUAGAGAUAAUCAAUGGGAAUUUCUCUUGGGAUGUAACUUCUCCUAARCCGACACUAAACGACAUCAACAUUCGAGUGAAUCAUGGGAUGAGAGUUGCUGUUUGUGGCACUGUUGGAUCAGGAAAGUCGAGCUUACUUUCUUGUAUCCURGGAGAAGUUUCCAAGAUUUCCGGAAGUGUGAAAGUAGCAGGAACAAAGGCUUAUGUAGCUCAAUCGCCAUGGAUACAGAGUGGAAARAUCGAAGAUAAUAUCUUGUUUGGUAGGGAGAUGGACAGAGAAAGAUACGAGAAAGUUCUCGAGGCAUGUUCUUUGAAGAMAGAUCUUGAAAUUCUGUCGUUCGGUGAUCAGACAGUUAUUGGUGAGAGGGGAAUCAACUUGAGUGGUGGUCAGAAGCAAAGAAUACAGAUUGCACGGGCUCUUUAUCAAGAUGCCGAUAUAUAUCUUUUUGAUGAUCCAUUCAGCGCGGUUGAUGCUCAUACGGGAAGUCAUCUUUUUAAAGAAUGCAUGUUGCAGUUCCUUGUUUCGAAGACGGUGAUUUACAUCACACAUCAAGUAGAGUUCUUACCUGCUGCAGAUCUCAUCCUGGUUUUGAGAGAUGGAAGGAUUACACAAGCCGGAAGGUACAACGACAUCCUCAAUUCCGGAAGUGACUUUAUGGAACUUGUAGGUGCACACAAAGAAGCUUUAUCAGCGAUUGAUUCCAUAGGGACAAAUGUGGAGGAAAGAAUAGCGAGUUCUAAAGAGAAUACAAACGAUAACCAAAAUGGUAAAACAGACGAUAUUUCAAGUACCAAAGCGCAGUUGGUUCAAGAAGAAGAACGAGAAAAAGGAAGAGUGGGUUUUUCAGUCUACUGGAAAUACGUAACUACUGCUUUCGGAGGGGCUCUUGCACCAUUCAUAAUAUUGGCACAAAUUGUCUUCCAAAUACUUCAAAUCGGAAGCAMUUACUGGAUGGCAUGGGCAUCUCCGGUGUCGGCAAGUGAUCCAGCCCCGGUUACAGGCUCGACCCUCAUCAUCGUUUAUGUAGCUUUAGCSGUUGGAUGUGCAUUGUGCAUACUUACAAGAGGCUUGCUUCUUGCAACUGUYGCAUAUAAGGCUGCUACUAUUCUCUUCCACAGGAUGCACUUGUCUAUUUUCCGUUCACCCAUGUCUUUCUUCGACUCUACUCCGAGYGGGAGAAUACUAAAUAGGGCAUCUACGGACCAAAGUGCAGUCGACAUGCAAAUUCCUUACCAAGUUGGAUCGUUUGUAUUCGCUAUCAUUCAACUUCUCGGGAUCGUUGCAGUUAUGUCGCAGGCUGCUUGGCAGGUGAUCAUUUUGUUUGUUCCCGUCGGUGGAAUGUGCAUCUGGUUACAGCAAUAUUACUUGCCUUCKGCAAGAGAAAUGGCACGGCUAGCUGGAGUUUGUAAAGGUCCAGUGAUCCAGAAUUUUUCUGAAACAAUAUCUGGAUCGACGACCAUUAGGAGCUUUGAUCAAGAAGGGAGAUUCCAGGACGCAAAUUUGAAACUGAACGAUGAUUUUUCGAGGCCGAAGUUCCACGGUGCUGCUGCCAAGGAAUGGUUAGUCAUACGUUUGGACAUGCUGUCUUCUGUUACAUUUGCGGCUUUUCUAAUUUUCUUGAUUACGAUCCCGGAAGGAACUAUUGAUCCAAGUAUYGCGGGCUUGGCUGCUACUUACGGGCUUACUUUGAACACGUUAAAUGGAYGGGUUGUAUGGACUCUUACCAACCUCGAGAACAAAAUUAUUUCGGUUGAAAGAAUAUUUCAAUAUUCUUCYAUCCCCAGCGAACCUCCUCUCAUUAUAGAAUCAAAUAGGCCUAAUGAUCAAUGGCCAUCACAGGGAGAAGUCGAUAUCCGUCAUCUACAGGUCCGGUAUGCUCCACAUAUGCCACUUGUGUUGCGAGGACUUACGUGCACUUUCAGUGGGGGAAAGAAAACUGGAAUYGUUGGAAGAACUGGUAGUGGGAAGUCGACUCUUAUACAAACACUCUUCCGCCUUGUGGAGCCAGCGGCCGGACAGWUUCUGAUAGAUGGAAUUAACAUAUCCACGAUUGGACUUCAUGAUCUGCGUUCAAAAUUGAGCAUAAUUCCUCAAGAUCCAACCAUGUUUGAAGGAACUAUUCGAAGCAACCUAGAUCCCCUUGAAGAGUAUACUGACGAUAAGAUUUGGGAGGCUCUUGAUAAAUGCCAGCUUGGAGAUGAAGUGAGAAACAAGGAAAGGAAGCUCGACUCAACAGUUACCGAAAAUGGAGAGAAUUGGAGUACGGGUCAACAGCAACUGGUCUGUCUUGGCCGCGUACUACUCAAGAAAAGCAAGAUACUGGUUCUUGAUGAGGCCACUGCAUCAGUUGAUACAGCAACGGAUAACAUGAUUCAGAAAACGCUUAGGGAACACUUCUCAGACUCUACUGUCAUAACAAUCGCGCAUAGAAUCACCUCUGUGGUCAACGGUGACAUGGUUUUGGUUUUGAACAAUGGCUUGAUCGAAGAAUACGAUUCUCCUACAAAAUUGUUAGAAGAGAAGUCAUCUUCAUUUUCAAAGCUGGUUGGUGAGUACAACAGGAGGUCAAACUCAGAGAUGAAGCUCGAUCUGAUAUUGAUCAAGAACCCAUCUUGUCAAACUGUUAUUUCACUGCAAUCUUGUCUCAUUUUUCUAUAGAAAGUGGUCUAGCUGAUCUUCUUUCAUUAAAGUUGAGUUCUGUAAGUCUUGCAUGUGGA